This is a messenger RNA of Frankliniella occidentalis (western flower thrips), 1700 nucleotides long. RefSeq lists its product as uncharacterized. The coding region runs from base 578 to 1627 and encodes 349 amino acids. The transcript is spliced from 8 exons. Gene Ontology annotation, molecular function: hydrolase activity, hydrolyzing N-glycosyl compounds. The record is from RefSeq and is a predicted model, not a curated record. Lineage: Eukaryota; Metazoa; Arthropoda; Insecta; Thysanoptera; Thripidae.
CCUCGCAAGUCAAGUCACGAGUUCGUUUCCUUCAGAGAUAAAUAUAAAAUAUGGUUGAGACAAGUCGUGAAAACCGUAAUUUUGGUUGAUAAACCUGUUCUGGUGAUGUGUCAACCCCUGCUGUUACAAUAAUCUGUGUGUUGUACGUUCACAACUUUUUAAAUGCUCAUAUGUUGGCCGCAACGCAAAACUGGAUAUCUUCCAGGAGGGCAAAUAAUAGCACCUCGGAAAGCUCAUGACGCUCGGAGGUAUCGAAGAAAUGAUGACGAGAGAGAACGCUAACGCGGCUGAACGACUUGGCCCACUCGCGGACAGUGUCGACGCACGACGCACCUUUUCGCCAGUUUGUUCAUCCGCAACGGAGACUCGAGCGGCAAAUAUAAUUUAAAAGGCAUAUAUGGGGCCGCCGCCGACCACCGCCUUCUGAUCGGACAGGAAACCCCCGCCACUGCACGCCACCUCGACACGCCAAAAAGGACGCUCGAUCGCCGUCAAGUGCGAUCGCCGGCCGGCCAAGCUGCUACGACAGGAGGAACGCCUCGCCCCGGCGGCCCCGGCCGCCCCCUCUUCAAAGGCCAUGCUCUGCGCUCGGGCUGUGGGCGCCCUGUUGGCGCUGGUCCUCGUGUCCGGGGUGGCGCUGGCCGUCGUGAUGGUGGAGGCGCCGUUGCACCCCGAUGACACCCCGCGGACGCUCGUCGUGGACACGGACGCGGGGGCCGACGACGCCGUGGCCAUCCUGGAGAUCCUCCAGGCUGAGGCCAGAAACCUGAGGCCGUUCAGGACAAUCGCCAUCACAUGUGUCCAGGGUAACACCGGCGUGGAGAACGUCACUCGAAACGUUCUCGCCACCCUGAAGAUCGCCGACCGUUUGGACAUCCCCGUGUACGCGGGUGCCGCGGUCGCGUUGCUGCCCCCGCGGCCUUCCUACAGCGGCUUCUUCGGCAGCGACGGCUUCGGCGACUUCCUGGACACGUUCCCGGCUGAGCCCGCGCCCGAGCAGUACCUCCGCGAGGGGCCCGCCGCCGUCGCCCUGGUGCGGCUCGUCAAGGAGAACCCCGGUCAGCUGACCCUGGUGUGCAUCGGGCCGCUGACCAACGUGGCGCUGGCCGCCCGCCUGGACCCGGGCUUCCUGGACAACCUGCGGGACCUGUUCAUCCUGGGCGGAGCUGCACGCGGGAAUGGGAAUGCCGCACCGGGCGCGGAGUUCAACGUGCUCGGGGACCCGGGCGCCGCCGCCGUGGUGCUGGAGGCCGUGACGAAGCCUGUCUACCUGCUGCCCUGGGAGACGGUCAUGGAUGCCGAGCUGCCCAUGGAGUGGCGGGUCAAGGAGCUGGGCGAGGUAAGGUCGAUCGCCAUGAAAUUCCUCAACUUGGCGGAGUCGGUGGCGCUGUCCAAAAUGAGCACCUGGACCAGCGGGGACGGGCUCCUGGCGGCGCACCUCAUCGACGGCGCUGUGGCCCCCUUCGGCAGAGCGGUGCGGGUGGCGGUGCUCGUCGGCGAGGGCCCAGCACGCGGCGUCACCCUCGUCGACUACGCCAACACGACGGGACUGCCCGCCAACGCCGUGCUGAUCGAGAAGCCGGACACGUCCCUUUUCAAGAGACUGCUGCUUGACCUACUCGGCUGACUCGGUCGGAGUUGGAAAUUUGGGCGACAUUUGGAACAUUGACUGAAAAAAAUAAAUAAAUGAUCUAUCCUUA